GUGAUGGAGACCCGCCAGGUGACCAGGAGCCCCCGGGUGCGGCGGCUGCUGCUGCUGCUGUUGCUGCUUGUGCCCUGGGGCACCCGCACUGCCUCAGGUGUGGCCCUGCCUCCUGCCGGGAUCUUCAGUCUCCGCACCCCCGGCCGGGCCUCGUGGGGUCCAGUCACCCCACUGUUGCGGCGGAGCCUGGCGCUGGCGGACGACGCGGCCUUCCGAGAGCGCGCGAGGCUGUUGGCCGCCCUCGAGCGCCGCCACUGGCUGAACUCGUACAUGCACAAGCUGCUGCUGCUGGACGCGCCCUGAGCGCCCCGCCCACCCACAUUAAUAAAGACUCUGCGGAGAGCU
Molecule: messenger RNA, 345 nt
Organism: Marmota monax (woodchuck)
Lineage: Eukaryota; Metazoa; Chordata; Mammalia; Rodentia; Sciuridae
Gene: Pth2
Product: parathyroid hormone 2
Exons: 2
Coding region: 4-303 (99 amino acids)
Biological process (GO): neuropeptide signaling pathway
Cellular component (GO): extracellular region
Source: RefSeq, a predicted model, not a curated record